Messenger RNA from Gymnodraco acuticeps, 1576 nucleotides. Its product is annotated as ependymin-2-like. Gene Ontology annotation, biological process: cell-matrix adhesion. The coding region runs from base 708 to 1349 and encodes 213 amino acids. NCBI's taxonomy places the organism in Eukaryota, Metazoa, Chordata, Actinopteri, Perciformes, Bathydraconidae. The transcript has 6 exons. Gene Ontology annotation, cellular component: lysosome; extracellular region. The record is from RefSeq and is a predicted model, not a curated record. Gene Ontology annotation, molecular function: calcium ion binding.
UUAGUAUUUGUACUUUUACUUACAGUACAAUAUCUUAGUCCUUCCUCCAACACUGUGUAUGAUAAACAUAAAUAUUAAUUCAAAAUGUGGACAGUGAUUGGGAAUGUAUUAAGUAAUGCUUUACAUCAUGUGCUCUGAGGAUUGAACAAAUGAGAAAGAUCAUCAUGUGACACACACCUUCACAUCACCUGCCACUGAUGUCAUGUAUGGAGCUAUAAGCACACGUGGUCCUCCGUUCAGUUCAGUUCAAAUCCAGUCCAAGGUUUAUUAGCCUCCAUCAUUUGUUAACACAAACAACAUUCUUUACCCCUGACCCACUGGAGCUCACAGUAUGUGCUUUCUAAAAAGCAGAACGUAUCAUAUUUCCCUGAGAAGUAGUGUAUAUGUUUACCUUUACCCUGUCAUGUAAUUAAGCUAAAUGUGAUCUUAACAUGUUAUAAUAACAGGUAAACAGUCCUCUGUGAUCAUAGAGUUGAAGUGUCAUGAGUAGGGUGAUGUAAUGCUUUUAUGAUCUGUCAUGGGAAACCUGAUAGCAGAAAUGUUUCACUCAGAUGUUUAACUUUAUGAGAGUUAUAUGGUUAAUGGUAAAACCUGGAAGGGGGUCUCUCUCCUGGAGCCUCAGGGACUGUGUUUAUAAGGAAGAGAAUCCCCUCUCGAGCACCAGAGUGUUUGUGGCUGCCUGACAACAGACAGUGGAAGCCAUAAGAAUGAAACUCUUAAUACUGUCGUGCCUCCUUGCAGGCUGCCUGGCUCAGGAGCCUCGACCAUGCUCAAGUCCUCGUCUUCUCACCGGAGCCCUCACUAUGUCCACACAGAAGGAAAAUCUGUGGGUCUAUGCCAAGUACCUGUACGAUGCAAUGGGACAGCGGAUCAGACUCAUGGAGCUGGGGACCUAUGAGAAUAAGACGUUCAGCUACGACGUUCUCCUGCUCUACAGAGAGGCUACCGUGUAUGAGAUCCACAGGCACAACCGCACAUGCAACAAAAGGCCUCUGAAGGGAGACUUCCAACCCAUGGUUAUCCCAAAAGAUGCGUCUCUGUUGGGCCAGGUUAUUUUAGGCAGCUCUUCCGGACCUGGAGAAGGACUCCUGGUCAACACUUGGACGGGGGAUCUCCCCGAGAAAGCAGGGAAGUUCAUGAGCACAGUCACUGAAUUUGGUUGCAUUCCUGUCACUACUGUGUUCCACACCGACCAGUUUGGAUGGGUGAUGUUUAGCUACUUUGACAAUGUCAUUGGGAUUUUGGACCCCCAAGAGCUUAACCCUCCAGCCUACUGCCAGCACGCGGAGAUGAAGGCCGGUGAUGAGGAGCCAGUGGACUUCUUCAGCUUGUUCAAUAACAAGCACUGAGGGACACCUUUAACAUACCAUUUCAAAUUAAACAAAUAGAUCAUAGCCUUUUUCAUAUAACAUUUACUCCUGAAAAAAAUGUCAACAAAAUGAUGCAACCUAGACAGGUUUUGGAAAACUUUUCUUUUUGUUUUUUUUACAAUUUUCUGUCUUGAAUUUAAGGCUGCAAUUAUGAAUGUUUUCUGAAGUAAAAUCGCCAUGUCACUUAAUCUUGUGAUUUCUAUCAA